Molecule: messenger RNA, 2388 nt
Organism: Pyrgilauda ruficollis (rufous-necked snowfinch)
Lineage: Eukaryota; Metazoa; Chordata; Aves; Passeriformes; Passeridae
Gene: ELMOD3
Product: ELMO domain containing 3
Exons: 12
Coding region: 439-1584 (381 amino acids)
Source: RefSeq, a predicted model, not a curated record
AGCUGGGACUGGGCACUGGGAGCUGGGACUGGGCACUGGGAAAUGGGACUGGGAGUUGGGACUGUGCACUGGGAAGUGGCGUUGGGCACCGGGAGCUGGUCCUGGGCACCGGGAGCCGGGACUGGGAAGUGAGAGCUGACACUGGGCACCGGGAGCUGGCACUGGGAGCUGGCGACACCGGUGGUGACACUGGCAUACUGGGAGCUGGCACUGGCACCGGUCGGCGGGACCGGUCGCCGCUCUGCCCACCCCGGAAGCCCCGAGUCCCGCUCCGGGCCCCGCCCCCGUUCCAGCCCCGCCGCUUGGGCCCCGCCCUGCCCCACCCCUUUUCGUCCCGCCCACCGGGCCACGCCUCCGCCCCGUGCGCCUCCGUUUCCUCGUCGCGCGGUGCGCCCCGGGAAUUGUAGUCCCGCGUGCCCGCGCUGGCGGGUUGAGGCCAUGAGCGGCGCCGGGGGCUCGGAGCGGUCGGAGCAGCGGCCGGAGCGGCCGGAGCAGCGGCAGCGCGUUGUGCCCCCGAUUCCAGCUCUGGGGCAGGGAGGUGUCCUGCAGGAGCUGAUGCUCGGAGUGGGGCAGCCCCCAGACCCUGGGAUCAGCGAGGAGCAGCGCCAGGCCCGGGAGGAGUGGGAGGCUCUGGAGGAGAUCCAGUCAGGGUUGGGGGGCAGCUCAGGCGCGGCCCCCCCUCCGAUUUCCUUCAGUGAGGCGCUGCAGCACUUCCAGAGCGCGGAGCUCUCUUCCAGCCGGGGGAAGGUCCGGGCUCCGGGGCGCCGCGGGAUCCUGGCCGCCCUGCUCCGCUGCCUCUGCGGGCCCCCCCGGCUCCGCCCGCAGCUCCGCGGGGAGCAGGAGCUGGCGCUGGCCAUGGCGCAGUGUGCCCUGGAUGACUCGGAGCGGGUGCACAUGCGCAUCCUGCAGACCAUCUACCGGCAGCUGACGCGCUCCAGGCUGGGCUGCCCGCGCUACGGGGCACACUGGGAGGAGCUGGGCUUCCAGGCUCCCUCAGGCACUCCCUGUGCUCCAGACCCAGCUCCACUGGCCUCCCUUGGACAUGUUCCAGCACCUCAAUGUCCUUCUUGGACCCCAAAAUUGAUCCCAGGUGCAGAUCCCGGGACUGACCUGCGUGGGACGGGAAUGCUGGGGCUGAUGCAGAUCCUGUUCUUUGUCCUGGAUUCCCGGACGCUGCCGCUGGCACGGGAGAUUUUCCAGCUCUCUCAGCAUGAAACCCAGAAUUUUCCCUUCUGCAUCAUGUCUGUGAACAUCACCCGGAUCGUCAUCCAGGCGCUGCAGGAGGAGCGGCUCUCCCGGGAGUGCAACCGGCGGCAGCAGGUGAUCGGGGUGCUCAACGACCUCUACGCCGCCGCCUUCCUGCGCCUCUCCCGCCUCUGGGAGCAGCAGCACGGCACCGUGGCCAACGCUGCCUUCUUCCUCAAGGAGCUGGAAUUAUCCACCAAAAAGAAGCCGAGGCAGCUGCUGAAAUCCCUGGAAGCCUACCUGAGCCGCAGCCUUCAGCCUCCCUCCCCUCCCUCCUCCUCCCAGAUCCAAUUCACCAGCAUUUGUGACCCUGGCGUGGAGCUGGAGGGAGAUUCCUGACCGGUCUGACACGGAGUGGGACGCUGCACAGGGAAUUCUGCUGGUGGAUCAGCCCUUGGAGGGAGACACACCGGUGUUCCCCUGGUUAGGGCGCUCGGGAAGGGCUGGGAGAGCUCACAGAGCUGGGAUUUUGCCUGCUCCAGGUGGAACUUUCUGGAAGCAAAGAAGGAGGAGAUGGUAGAGCAGGGGAUUCCGUGAGCCACCCAGCCUGGUGCUGGGAUAGUCACUCUCCCCACCCCAAAUCCAGGGUCCCACCUGGGUCCUGACCCUCCCCAGGUGGAGCUGGAAGGUGCUGCUGGGUUCCUGGAUCCCAUCCCGGCCCCAGCAGCGCCUGGAAUGGGUAUCCCCCCACUUUGGGGGGCUGUGUCAGACCCCCCAGGGUCACUGUGGGCUGUCAGCACCCAAAAAAGUUAUUAAAGGGGGGAGACAAAGGGUCUGGUGGGAAAGAGUUUUGGAUUUGCCACUGGGGGAAGGAAAGGUGAGCUGGGGGUGCCCAGAGUCCACUUUGGGGUGAAAAAGGUGCUGUGGAGGAGAGAAAUGAGGGUUGAGAGCUCCAAGGGGGAGGGCAAGGGUUAUUCCCUCUGGGAGCUCAGGGCCAGUGCUUGGGAAUGUCCCCAGGCCCCUAAAAAUGGGGAAAAGCAGCCCCCAAAGGCCAAAUCUGGGGAGAAAUGAGGGGUUUGGAGAAGUGGGAGCUGGAGGAGAAUGGAACAUUGUGACCUCAGCCCCACUGAGAGGGCGAUGAUUCCUGGGGCCUGGGAAUGCUCCUGGAUGGAAAAAAAAAAUAAAAUAAAUGGAGAAAAAGGA